AGUACUCCCAGUUGUCAAAUGUCAAAUAAUUUGAUCUGCGUACUUCAUAUCAAGGUUUUGCACCUUUCCCCAAGUAAAAGCAAGUGCAUUUUAGUUCUUUAGUGCCGCAAUUUACUAAAGAAUGUUGAAACAUAAAUACGAAAACUAAUAAACAGUUUAAAGUGCCUGUGCUACGAGAAACCUCUAAUCACUCUCCAUACAUUUGUGACUCAACUUUAAUUUCUUGCACCUUCAAAACUAUUUUACCUCGUGAAAAGAACUUGGGUUGGGUCAAUUGAUUUUUCUUUUUUAUUACCCGCAUAUUUCUGAGUAUAAGCUUAUCGCGAAUACAGGUUUGGAUAGUGAAUGAGUUCGAGUUUUUCUUACGAUAACCAAACUUUUAUCGGCGUGGAAAAAGAAUCCGGCAUGAUUCAUGCGGGAUUGAAAUGUGUAAAAUUUGAAUAAUAUAUUGAAAUUUUAAUUUAAUGUUGUAAAAAAAUGGCUUGUGGGGGAGGUAGUAGUUUUAUUAGCAAACCAGCCAGGGGUUGGUUACACCCUGAUCAUCUCGUUAGUAAAGAAGGAAUUCCAUAUGCAGUUAGGUAUAUUGGAUGUCUGGAAGUCUACACGUCCAUGAAAAGUUUGGACUUCGAGACGAGAUCUUGCGUGGCCAAAGAAUGUAUAAACAGAGUAUGUGAAGCAGCAGGACUUAAGUCAGCUGAUAAAAAAAGAAGGGUUGAUAGAAAAGUUCUAAGAGCAAUUGCUGACAAGCCUUGCAUGGAACAUGCUGGAUCAAACAUCAAUCUGACUAUUAGUAGUUGUAGUUUAGCCUUAACGAUUCUUGAAACUGGUCAAGUAAUCGCUAAACACGAAAUGCCUAGAAUCUCCUUUGCCUCGGGUGGUGAUACGGAAAUUUUAGACUUCGUUGCCUACGUAGCGAAAAAUAUGCAAGAAUGGCGUGCUUGCUAUGUCCUGGAAUGUGGUGGCGGUUUAGCCCAAGACGUAAUAUCCACAAUUGGUCAAGCCUUCGAACUUAGAUUUAAAGAAUUCCUCACCAAACCUUCGUCCCUGCACCCAGCAUUGAAUGGUUUGAGAGAAGCAGACAGAGAUUAUUACAACGAUUUGCCUGGAAAAGUUCCACCAGAUAUUGGACCGCCUCCAGUGCCUCCAUUACCAAUUUCAGCAUCCACCUUGCCCAAUUUAAAACACCAUCAUUCCAAUCACAAUCAUGCGUCCGGUUGUAGCAUUCAAAACACACCUUUGCCUGAUCCAAAAACGAAUAAUUGCAGCAAACAAAGUCAGCAGUGGUCAGAAUCGGAAAAUUUGAUUGAUUUGAAUUCGGACUCUAUUUCUUUACCUUCGAACUACAAUUCGGGUCCUGAACAUAAUUAUGUGAACGAUACCAUUAUUGCUGCAAAUAGAGAUAGUAGACGAGAGCCUGCCACUUUCUUUGACGCUUUUGAUAUGCAACCGUUUUGCACGGCUAUUUCGGAGAUAAUCAAACUUAGCCCUGAAAGCCAAAAGCAACAACUGAAACAGGAAUUAUGGUUUCAUGGAAGUGUUAGUCGAUUUGAGGCCGAAUCCAUGCUAUCGAGGGACGGUGAUUUCUUGGUUCGAGAAUCGCAAGGAUCGCCGGGUCAAUACGUAUUAACUGGCAUGAAUAAUGGCACACCGAAACAUUUAUUGUUGAUAGAUCCUGAAGGAGUUGUACGCACAAAGGAUCGCGUGUUCGAUAGCGUAAGUCAUUUGGUAAAUCACCACUGUGACAAUACUUUACCAAUUAUAUCCGCAGACAGUGCUUUGGUACUUCGGUAUCCCGUCCCUAGACGCACGGCAUUUUAGACUUCAUCCGGAUAAAAAUAAUAGAGUUUUUCCAGAAUUUUUACAAGAACCAUAUUAUAUGUCUGUUUCAAAGAAGAAGAAAUAACUGUUUUUAUUCCAUUUCUAGAUUUAUUCAAUUUUCAUAAACACAGGAACAUCUUCUGUAGAAAUAGCAUUUCAUACGUAACAUGUAUCUAACUUAAAUUAACUAGGAAACAAUUUCAGAAAUAUUGGUAGAUUUUGCAAAACAGAAUCUCGAACAUUUUAUUAUCUAUUUUUAUUUUUUAAUGUAUUUUUAUAUGUGUUUUUAUGUAUUAUAAAUUGAUCGAAUUGUUAGAUAUGAUUUUUUAGUUGUUCAUAUACUCAAAUCUUAUAUAUCUUACAUGCGAAAAAUUAAAUAUAUUUUGAAAAUUUGUACAUUGUAUUUUAGACAGUGGGUGAAAGAUAUUUUUGAACAACUCACGCUCGCUUUGAAUCCUAAAUUUUAUCGCAAUCAAAAAAAUUACAUUCCUGUGUUAAAUUUAUGUAAAAAAUAUGCCUAUCAAUUGUCAAUUCGACUUAUGCGAUUACAAAUAUGCGUGAUUAAGUUUUAUAGAUGUUUUGACAUAUAUUUUCGUAGUAAGAUUCAUAUAUUUAACUCAAAAAUAAUUGCUUUAUUGAAUUGUAUUUGUCAAGAAGUACAUGAUGGAAGAAACAUGCAGUGUCCUGCCUUUUUUAUAAUCUCAGAAAACCAAAAUUAUCUCUCUCAGUAUUGAAACCUCACAUUGGGACUACCUAUAAAAAUGUAUGAAUAACAAUAUCCAAUUCAAUAAAAUCUUUCAAUUUGAUGGUC
Molecule: messenger RNA, 2629 nt
Organism: Belonocnema kinseyi
Lineage: Eukaryota; Metazoa; Arthropoda; Insecta; Hymenoptera; Cynipidae
Gene: Shc
Product: SHC-transforming protein 1
Exons: 10
Coding region: 478-1818 (446 amino acids)
Biological process (GO): cell surface receptor protein tyrosine kinase signaling pathway; intracellular signal transduction
Cellular component (GO): plasma membrane
Molecular function (GO): receptor tyrosine kinase binding
Source: RefSeq, a predicted model, not a curated record